CACAUCGGCGACGCGGGUAUUUUGCGUACCUGUAUACCAUGACCAUCGCCUCGAGCUCGGUAGGUUCACGAGAUUUCCGUCGACGACGUAUUGACCUGUUUGCUGAAGAAUCUUGAAAGCCUUCAGCUUGGGAGUUCACUGCCUACCUGCACAGGCACAGCCACCCUUUUUCUCCCAACAACGGGUUAGGCAUGACGAAGAAGGCGCCUCCACUAGCGAGACGCCAAGCUACCCGGUUUAGCUUCAAGCUUUUGAUACUCUUCUGCGUCUGUCUUUCCCUCUGCGCCUUCGCUUUCUUCAAGCUUCAUUCCCAAUCGGAACUGUCCACUCCUUCUUCUCGGAGGAGGUCCCGAAUUUCUCUUGAGACCUUCGAUGGCCCUCCCAAGAUCGCCUUUAUGUUCCUCGCCCGCCGCGAACUCCCUCUCGAUUUUCUCUGGGCAACCUUCUUCGAGAACGGUGACGUCGCUAAUUUCUCCAUUUAUGUCCAUUCGGCGCCUGGGUUUGUGUUCGAUGAAUCUACCACGAGGUCACACUACUUUUACGGUCGACAAUUGAGUAACAGCAUUCAGGUUUUAUGGGGCGAAUCGAGUAUGAUUCAGGCUGAAAGGUUGUUACUGGAUGCGGCUUUGGAAGACCCCGCAAAUCAAAGAUUUGUUCUUCUCUCUGAUAGUUGUGCCCCUCUGUACAACUUUAACUAUGUGUACAACUAUGUCAUGGGUUCACCAAGGAGUUUCGUGGACAGCUUCCUCGAUGUGAAGGAGGGCCGCUACAACCCCAAAAUGUCACCUAAAAUACCAAGAGAAAGAUGGCGUAAAGGGUCCCAGUGGAUCACUUUGAUUCGUAGCCAUGCAGCAGUGAUUGCAGACGAUGAAGUUGUCUUUCCAGUUUUUAAAAAAUAUUGCAAGCGACGCCCACCAGUGGAUGCUAGAAAGGGAAAGCUCAAUCUUAAACUUCAGAAGCAGCACAACUGUAUCCCAGAUGAACACUACGUCCAGACAUUGCUUGCGAUGCAUGGCCUCGAAGGUGAACUUGAAAGGAGAACAUUAACCUAUACAGUGUGGAAUGAGUCUGUAACAAAAAUGGAGAAUAAAGGGUGGCAUCCUAUGACCUUCGGCUAUGCAAAUGCUAGCCCUGAAAAAAUAAGGGAAAUAAAGGGCAUCAAUCAUAUAUAUUAUGAGACUGAGUACCGUACAGAAUGGUGCCGCAACAAUUCAACAUCUGUUCCUUGUUUUAUAUUUGCUCGGAAAUUCUCUCGGGGAGCUGCUAUGCGCCUGUUGAGUGAUGACUCGAUCAGCGGCUCUGAACUAUCUUCGUCAUUAGACAGUCAUACAUGACGUGAUGCAUAUGUUCAUCAAGCACUCUAGCCAUAUACUAACUCAUACAAUCUAUACUUCGAACGCCAAGUGGGGCUAUUUCGAGUUUAAAGACAGCUUCUACUGCCCCAAUUUUGCAGAUAGAAGGGGAUGAGAUAUCGCCGCUGCUGAGAAUAGUUCAGUUCAGAGGUAGAUACGGUCAAUAGUAACAAGCAGAUAAAGAUCAUUUGCAGCUGAAAUAGUUUAUUCAGCGAUAUGUAGGUAUGGUCGGUGGUAACAAGCAGAUAAAGAUAAUUUUAUCUUGUCUUGUAGAGAAGGCUUCAUACAAAUACAUCAGAUGUAGAACAGCGAUCUGUUACAUGAAUUAUUUAAUUUAUAAAGGCUUCAAAAAGCUGCGAUUAUUUCUGAAAA
Messenger RNA from Neltuma alba, 1724 nucleotides. Its product is annotated as glycosyltransferase BC10. Lineage: Eukaryota; Viridiplantae; Streptophyta; Magnoliopsida; Fabales; Fabaceae. Gene Ontology annotation, molecular function: glycosyltransferase activity. The record is from RefSeq and is a predicted model, not a curated record. The transcript has 11 exons. Gene Ontology annotation, cellular component: membrane. The coding region runs from base 192 to 1334 and encodes 380 amino acids.